Molecule: messenger RNA, 1424 nt
Organism: Hydractinia symbiolongicarpus
Lineage: Eukaryota; Metazoa; Cnidaria; Hydrozoa; Anthoathecata; Hydractiniidae
Product: zinc finger protein 26-like
Exons: 2
Coding region: 102-962 (286 amino acids)
Biological process (GO): regulation of transcription by RNA polymerase II
Cellular component (GO): chromosome
Molecular function (GO): chromatin insulator sequence binding
Source: RefSeq, a predicted model, not a curated record
AAUAAUCUAAACAGAGCGGUUGUGAAAAACAACAAGCCGCGACUGGAGUGUUGAAGGGACAGAACGGACAGAACACAAGUAACAAAAAAAUCGCUAAAAAAAUGACGGGUGAGAAAGAAGAAAAUAAGGUCUUUCAGAAAGUAAAAUCUGAAGUUAAAAUGAAUAUUUUGGAUGAGAAUUCAAACGUCUUAUCAGAAUCUGCAGUUUCUCCAAUGACUGUGUUUCAAAUAGUAAACUAUAACAAGACAGAUAACAAGAUAAAAGAUCAAUGCGACACCAUUGAUAUUUCAAGGUGUGGCUUAUGUGGUAACAAGGUUAUGAACAGCUCUGAAUUGUGUGAACAUUUAAACAAAAAACAUUACUUUUAUUUGAUGUUUUCAUGUCCAAUUUGCAUGUUAAGUUUUUCCUCUUAUAAUUCGUUGAUUGAACAUUCAUCAGCGCAUAAAUCAUUGACAUCAUCAAAGAGAUUUGCCAAUGAAAUUCCCAUAUGUGGCAUUUGUGGAAAGGCUUUCUCAGAUAUCAAAAUGGCUAACAGUCACAUUUUGAACCACUACUACUACAUUUGUCUAAAAAAGCGUCCAUUUCUUUGCUUACAUUGUGAAACAACUCUGUACGGUGAACAAGAAUUUCUUCUACACCUUCAACAACAUUGUAGUCAAAAGCGUGAUGUGCUGACAUAUGGUGAGCAGUUAUACUGUGAUAUAUGCAAGGAAUUUAGUCCUGGGUACAAUGCUUUUUUGUCACAUUAUAAAGAUGUUCACAGUGAUGUUCGGACCUGCCAUGUUUGUUUAGAAGAUGUUGCUGAUUCUAAAGAAUAUGGUGAACAUGUUUUAUGGCAUGUUUUCAGAACCGAAAAGAAUGAAUUCCGCUUCUUUUUAUGUUUUAUUUGUGAUUUAUAUUUGCUUGGCAUAACUUCAUUUCAUGAUCAUUUUCGGAAGACUCACGUGCAAAUAAAAAAGUAAACUUUCAAUUUUAUAUAUUCAGAUGUAGUGAUAUGUAUAUUUUCUUCAGCACCAUGUAUUUUUAUGGAUAUUUUUGUUAACACUUUUAACAGAAUAAAGUUUUAUGUUGCAUAUGAUUUUUAAUGAGAGGAUUAAGCAUUUCUUACUUUUUGUUGACAUUGUUUUGUUAUUUUUUUAUAAAUUUUGUUUUCCUUUUUUUUAUGUUUUUUUCCAAUUUUAUAUCUUUAGCACUACUUCAAUUUUUUAGAUGAGAUCCUUUUUAUAUAUAUAUAUAGUUUUAUAUUUUGUUAUAUGUGCUUUUAAAAGUUUUUGUAUGUUUUAUUGAAUGUUUUGUUUAUAUAACCAUGUAGUCAUCCUUUUAAAAUGGGCAGGUUAAAAAGUAUUUCAACUGGGAAUCCAAGGUAACUUUUUUGUCAUGUUUAUAUAAAAUUGUAAAAAUCUUUUGAACAAAGCCUUCUUUUU